Messenger RNA from Melospiza georgiana, 2512 nucleotides. RefSeq names its product heparan-alpha-glucosaminide N-acetyltransferase (gene HGSNAT). Gene Ontology annotation, biological process: lysosomal transport. The record is from RefSeq and is a predicted model, not a curated record. Gene Ontology annotation, cellular component: lysosomal membrane. NCBI's taxonomy places the organism in Eukaryota, Metazoa, Chordata, Aves, Passeriformes, Passerellidae. The coding region runs from base 149 to 1489 and encodes 446 amino acids. The transcript has 15 exons.
GGCACGGCGUCGGUAAUGGUUGAUACGCAGCAUCCACUCACCCUGCUGCUCAACAGCUCUGUGGGUGACAGAGAUCUCUGCAACUAUUCUCUUUGCUUUCCUGGUUUACGUGGGGAUCCUUGCUCUCCUGAUUGCUGGGCGCCUUCUCAUGAAAAUUGAUCCAGUCAGAAACUGGGUUUACAAGAAACUGAAUCCCAGAGCAACUGAUCGUAUGAUUAACUCCGAGCUCGGAUCCCCGAACACCACAGACUCCAUUAACUGUGAUCCUGCCCCGCAGUCGUGGAGCUCGGGCUCGCGGCAGCGCCUGCGGUCCCUGGACACCUUCCGAGGGCUCUCUCUUGUAAUUAUGGUGUUUGUUAACUAUGGAGGAGGAAAGUACUGGUUCUUCAAACAUGAGAGCUGGAAUGGAUUAACAGUGGCAGAUCUGGUGUUUCCAUGGUUUGUGUUCAUCAUGGGGACAUCAAUAGCAUUGGCACUGGGCUCCGUGCUGAGGUGGGGAAGUUCCAAGUGGAAGGUGCUUAGAAAAAUCAUCUGGAGGAGUUUUGUGCUAAUCCUGCUGGGAAUCAUAGUUGUGAAUCCCAAUUACUGCCUUGGACCUUUGUCCUGGGAUAAUCUGCGUAUUCCAGGCGUGCUCCAGAGGCUGGGAUUCACAUACCUGGUGGUUGCUGCUCUUGAACUCCUGUUUACAAGGGCUGAUAGUGGGACUUGGGAAGGACGAUUCCCUGCUCUGCAGGAUAUUCUCCCCUACUGGCCACAGUGGAUUUUUAUUCUGGUGUUAGAAACAAUUUGGCUCUGCCUGACCUUCUUGUUACCAGUGCCAGAUUGUCCCAGGGGCUAUCUCGGUCCUGGGGGCAUUGGGGACUUCGGAAAGUAUCCCAACUGCACUGGAGGAGCAGCAGGUUACAUUGACCGCUUGCUUCUUGGAGAAAAGCAUAUGUAUCAGCAUCCCUCUUCAGGUGUGAUUUACCAAUCAACGAUGCCAUAUGAUCCUGAAGGGAUCCUGGGGACCAUAAAUAGCAUUGUUAUGGCAUUUUUGGGACUGCAGGCAGGAAAAAUUACUUUGUUCUACAAAGACCAGCCCAAACAAAUUAUGAGUCGGUUCAUCAUAUGGGGCAUAAUAAUGGGAGUUAUUUCUGCUAUCUUGACAAAAUGUUCUAAAGAAGAAGGGUUUAUUCCCAUAAACAAGAACUUAUGGUCAAUAUCAUAUGUGACAACCAUGAGCUGUUUUGCCUUCAUCCUAUUACUGCUGAUAUAUUACCUUGUGGAUGUCAAGAAAUGGUGGUCAGGUGCUCCAUUUUUAUACCCAGGAAUGAACUCAAUCCUCGUAUACAUUGGACACCAAGUUUUUGCAAACUACUUCCCUUUUAAGUGGAAGAUGCAAGACAGUCAAUCCCACGCAGAGCAUCUGACUCAAAACCUCACUGCAACAACUCUUUGGGUCAUAAUAUCAUACAUACUUUACAGGAAAAGGAUAUUUUGGAAAAUCUGAUAGAGGUCGUCAAGGUCUAGCAGGCCUAGAUUCUGAUGAGGCAAGUGGAUUAGCCUGAAAUAUGGUGGAUUAGCCUGAAAUAUUGCCACUCAGGCUAUAUUACUAAAAAGGGAUACUAGUUCAAGUUUACAGUGCCAUGGAAGUCAUCAUCAAGACUUUUACGUGAUUUAAGGGACAGUAUUUUCCUAUUUAACAAAAACUUACUAGUCUAUUACAGUUGCUCUCUGUUUUCCAUCUUUUGUAAAUAUUUUACUGAUUUCCCUCUUUCAUACAGAGAAGCUGAACAUACCCUAACAGUUAGGCAGCCUAAGACAGCCUGAUGGUGUUCAUGAAAGGAACUGCAAGGGAUGGGGGAUGGUGACUGCAAGGAGUUGUCAAAAAGGGCCUGUGGUAGCAGUCCCUGACACAGAACCCCCUAACUCAGGUGGUCUGGGGUUUGUAUAUAUCCUUGGCACCUCUUGCAUGCCUGUCCCCUCUGGCUACUGGCACACAUUUAACUUGGCCAGUGACCAUCUGGGAAAGCUUGGGGGCACCUUUGUGUCGCAGCCUGGUGGUGCUAUCAGCUGAUCAUGCUUCAUUGUAUUUUUCCCAUUUAUUCAACCAAACCCUUAGGUUUAGGAUCCUGCUGAAGCCUAAAAUCUCCUCUAUUGGCUUAUUAAUCAGCAGGCUGCUCCUACAGGUUUAGCAGCCCAUCUGUGCAUGGUCUGGGACUUUGUGUAACACACCCCUUGCAUGGACGAGGUCCGAGUUUCAUGUGCUACACUCUAGGAGUGCAGAAAGGCCAUUUCCUACUGACUUUGCAUAAUCACUUGGGUAUUACCAAAUUUCAAUCAAAACAAUCCUCUUUCUACAUGAAUUUACUUAAGGACCCUGAAUCUGAAAACCAGCAAUACAGGUAGAAUUCUGCAGACAAGGAAGACCUAACAGAUCAAUUCCAUGUAAGAUAACAGUUUUUGGAAAUUCAGGAAAUUCACUCAUGCUGUGAUUUCCAAACUAGUGCUAAUAAAAAACCUGAAAUACCUU